Messenger RNA from Gastrolobium bilobum, 1246 nucleotides. RefSeq names its product RNA-binding protein CP31B, chloroplastic. Gene Ontology annotation, molecular function: mRNA binding. Gene Ontology annotation, cellular component: cytosol. Bases 42 to 905 code for a protein of 287 amino acids. The transcript is spliced from 5 exons. Lineage: Eukaryota; Viridiplantae; Streptophyta; Magnoliopsida; Fabales; Fabaceae. The record is from RefSeq and is a predicted model, not a curated record.
GGCACUUCCCUUUCCCUCGGCAACCCAAAAACCUGUGCGUAAUGGCGCUACAACGUCUUCUCUGCUUAACUUCAACAACUCAGUUAUCCACUCAACACAAUCUAAACUCUUUCUCUUCAUCUUCCCAAUCCAUCAACUCAGUCACCAAAAUCUCUUUUUGUCAACCACCCUCUUCGUUUCACCUUCUGCGUCUAUCCCUCGCCCAAACCCCAAACCUUAUUAGAACCAAACUCGCCUCUACUUCCUCAGAACAAACCCAAGAAACCGAGGAAGACAGUGAAGAAUUUUCUCGGACCAGAUUGCUCGCUCUGAACGUGCCUUGGACGAGUACCCCUGAAGAUAUUCGUUCUUUGUUCGAGAGACAUGGGAAAGUCCUCCAAGUUGAGCUUUCUAUGUAUAACAAAUCCAGAAACAGGGGUUUGGCGUUUGUCGAAAUGGGUUCCCCUGAAGAGGCUCUUGCGGCUCUCAAUAGUCUUGAAUCGUAUGAGUUUGAGGGUCGCAUUAUAAAACUCAAUUAUGCUCAUAUAAAAAAGAAGAAAACUCCACCCCCUGUGCAACGAAAGCCAGUAACAUUUAACUUGUUUGUAGCAAACUUUUCCUAUGAAGUGCGGUCUAACGAUCUCAAGGAGUUUUUUGACUCGGGAAGUGGUAGAGUUGUUUCUGCAGAGGUUAUAUUUCAUGAAAACCCUAGAAGAUCAUCUGGUUAUGGAUUUGUGUCCUUCAAGUCCAAGAAAGAAGCUGAUGCAGCUCUUUCUGAGUUUGAAGGAAAGAUUUUUAUGGGGAGGCCAAUCAGGGUGGCACGUAGUACGCGAUUCGUUCAACAACCAGUAGAGGAGAGUGCAAGGUCUGAAGAUAAAUCUUCUGAGUUGAGUGUGAAUGGGGAAGAAGCUGACAAAGCUGAUUGAUAUCAUUACUUCCUUGCUGCAUAUCAAUAUUAUCGAUGUUGUGGUUUGCACCUUUAUAAACCAGAGGUUCAAGAGAUACAAGAAAUGAAUGUGUAAGCAAGAGCAUUUCUGUGAUUCCAGAAAUGAAAAUGAAUAGCCAUUGUAAAUGAAUGAGCACAUCUCAAUGGAAUCGAGAUAUUUUCUUUGCAUAAUGUAACAUUUGUUGCCAUGCUAGUUUAUCUUAAGAAAGCGAGAAAUAUAUCUAUAUUAGUGAUGUUGUUUGCAGCUUUACUGGUUACUUCGAAAUGACAUGUUGAUGUGGUCUAUCUAAUACUUUUUUAUUUAAUAUAUGGGGGACAUUA